This is a messenger RNA of Cuscuta campestris, 1651 nucleotides long. The record is from the annotation of a GenBank genome assembly. NCBI's taxonomy places the organism in Eukaryota, Viridiplantae, Streptophyta, Magnoliopsida, Solanales, Convolvulaceae.
CUUCUUCAGAACAUUUGAGGUAUUUGCAUGCGUUUACUUUUUAAUAGGAUGAAUGUUUGAAUCAUCGGAAGAUAUUUAUUUUGUGUUAUUUCAAUUGCGUGCAGAGAUAUUAAAGCGAUGAGGGAUUCUGAUGAUAGUGAAGCGAGUUCAGAUACCUUCAUUCUCAGUGAAGAGAGCAGCGAAAACAAUUGUGAGAGUGAAGGCGAUUCACAGAGCGAGGUGAUUGGGGUAUAUGAUUUAAUUGUGCAUCAUAGUGGGGUGUUAGGAGAAUGUUCGUAUUACGAGGGAAAACAGUUUCUGGUAGGGGAUAUAAAUGGCAGGAGAUUGACAAUGAAUACCCUAGAUAGGUUGCUGGCCAGAAAUGGAAUUAAGGGAUUAUGUAGGUACCACUGGAGGGAACAUAAAAAGCCAUUUUUUGGGGGUCUGAACAUUCUACAGUUUAAUAAGGAUGUUGCAAGAAUGUCAAGGGCUGGGAGUCUUUACGGUUCAGUUCAUUUAUACAUCGAGUACAUAACAAAAGAAGAAAUAUUGAAGAUAGGUAAUGAUCUGAAAAGUGCUCCCAAACCUCCUCCCAAACCUAGGCUUGUUUUACAGGAACUUGAGGAUGACACAUCAAUACCUUCUCACACAAUGGGGGCCAGAGGAAGUUCUGUGGGAAGUGUGUUAGCUAUAUGUUGGGUGGAGCAGGAACAGAGGUCUGAAAACAUUAUUGAGGGGAUAAAUGAAAGGGUAGAUGAGAUGGUUGAGGAUGUAUCUGCAGUUCCUCUUUCCACUGAUGGAGUUGUCAAUGAUGUUGAGAACACAGUUGUGAAUGAUGAUGAUAUCACUGCUUCCAAUGAAGCACACAAUGAAAGGGUUGACUGUGGAGAUUAUUUUGUUCAGAUCCUGAAUUCUGAUGUGCCUUCUUCAUCAAAUGGGGGUGUAAAUGAGAAUUGGGACUUUGUUGUAGAUAAUAUGGGGAAUGAUGCUGAGGAAGUGGAUACCCCUGAUGGGACUGAAAAAGACACCUCUGAGAGAGUUGAAGCUGCAGAUGAAGUUCUGGUUGAGGAUGAUGAUGAGGAAGUGGAUACCCCUGAUGGGACUGAGAAAGACACCUCUGGCAGAGUUAUACCUGAAGCUGCAGAUGAAGUUCCGGUUGAGGAUGAUGAUGAUGAUCUAUAUGAUGCUGACUAUUCUGUAGAGGUAGGGGACGAGGACUUCUGUGCAAAUACUGAAACUCAUGUGGAAUUCAAAGAUGAAGGAAGAAGGCGUGGCAGGCCAAGGAACAAGCAAGAUCAAAGUUCCAGUGAGCAAAAUUUGCAAUUUGAAAUGCAAAGUGAUUCCUCUGACUAUGCUGAGUCAGAUGAAUUACUCACAGAAUCAGAUGAGGAAAAUGCACAGAGGGAGAAGAGGUACCCUUCCUUUAAUGCAAAAAGGGAAAUGGGAAAGGGUGAAUUUAAAUUGGGAAUGUUGUUUAAGAAUGUUCAGGAGUUUAGGAGAGCUGUCAAGGAGUAUGGAAUCAGGUCAAGGUGGCAGAUUAAACUUCGCAAAAAUUGCAAGGACAAGGUUCAAGUGAAAUGUGCUCAAGACUGUGGGUAUUCAAUCUUUGCAUCUUGAGCUCACCCUAAGGACCCACUAGACCCCACCUUUCAAAUAAAAACUGGGUGUUUUG